This is a messenger RNA of Haliotis rufescens (red abalone), 4381 nucleotides long. RefSeq lists its product as uncharacterized. The transcript is spliced from 9 exons. Bases 201 to 3965 code for a protein of 1254 amino acids. The record is from RefSeq and is a predicted model, not a curated record. Lineage: Eukaryota; Metazoa; Mollusca; Gastropoda; Lepetellida; Haliotidae.
UCGCAGCCAAAUAUGGAUCUUUACUUGGAAAUGUGGUCAAUAUUUUGAAAUUGACAAUAUGGAUUCUUACACUCCUCACACAGAAUGACUCUGACGACGACGACGACGAUGAUGUAGAUGCCUAUUCCCCAUUGUCCACUCGAUCCUGGAGGCUGUGUAAAACCACGCCCCCCUGUCCGUCACCCCCUCCUGGCCUCACGAUGAACGGCCACCUGCAUCCUUCCCCUUCCAAACAAGGGCCAACUAUGAGAUCCGGCAGCUCAUUGAAGAGGAACAGCAUGGUGCAUGAUAGACCUAAAAGAAUGAAUGGACUGUCAGUGUCCGCUGACGUAAUCACACUACGAGAAGAAUCCAGUGUGAACUCCCCUAAGAUCAACGGCUUGAGUCAGUCGUAUGACCAGUCUAAUGUCCAUAACGGUUCCUGGAAGUCACCCAAAUCAGCGAGUCCUAAGACAAGACCGGCUCCUCCCCCUCCUCCGCUCCCCAAGACCAGCCCCCCGUCCCCCAGGCAAGUGUCCUCGUGCGAGGUCACGAACCCUGACCGAUCGGGCUGGCUGCUGGAUCAGCUCAGAGGGGAGAAAGUUUGGUGUGUGGUAGCUGACAUGCUGUUUUGUGUGUUUGAGUCCGACACUGCUGAGAGUUCCAAGGAUGUGAUCUUCCUGCCAGGCUGCAGGGUUAGAUCUCUCGUGUUUAACAGUGCUAAAAGAGACAGUGUAGGGAGUAAGGAUGGCGAGGAACACACUAAGACAAUCACAGGUGUGGACAAGUAUCAGUUCUAUAUCGAAAACGUGAGUAUAAGGAGAAAAUACUUGUUCGGGACGAAGUGUAAAUCUGAUCUGGACGAGUGGGUAGAUGUUCUGACCAGGGCGUGUGAUAUAGCUGUGUUUGACAAUUGUGCUAACCAGGCUCGAGACUCUGAUGGCUGGGACAGUGCUGACGACUCUGUGUUCCCCCCAGCCAAUGGAAGCUAUUACCCGUCCCCCACACGCACAAGGAGGAUGAGCAUGAUCUCCAUGUCGCUCAGGGACAAUGAUCUGAGUGAUUCUAAGUGUGACUUCAGAAAACGUUUACGUAAGGAAACCGAUGAUCCUAAAGUAGCGCCAGUGAAAGGACUCCACAUUAUGGAAGCUCAAAAGCAGCCUAAGAAGUCUAGGUCGUUCUUAAAACUGAAGUCCUUUGGGAGUCUGGACAGCCUUCUGAAAAGGAAAAGAACUAGAAGUGCUGAGAGGGCAGCCACUCGCGAUAGUCAUUCUCUGGAUGAGACCAAAUCUCUGAACAUCCCCGAUUCCCCGAACUCUGACGUGUCGGACGCUUCUGUGUUAUCACGACCAGUCUCCUCUUCCCAGUCAUUUUUAUCGAGGUCGUGGGAUUCAGGAAAAUCUUCCAAUGGUUUAGGAUCGAGCAUCAGACGACGAGCUUCGGACCUGAAAGACAAGGUGUUUGGUGGAGGAAAGACUACGCACUGUUCCAGAACUCCUGGCUUGAGACUGAGAGACCUGAACGAUAUCAGGAUAAGUGGCCAUUUGCAAUACAAGUUUAUGAUGAGGUGGAUUAAAGUGUGGUGCGCUGUGAGCAGAGGGUGUUUCUAUGGGUUCAAGUCUCAGAAUGGAGGCGAGAGUCCCAUGAUUGCUGUCAUUCUGACGCAGAGCAUCGUCUCGUAUGUCACUGAGCCUGAGAAAAGGAACAAGAAGCUGUAUGUAUUUAAGCUCGCGCAGAAUCAUUGUAAGAAUAUUUACCUCUGUGCACAGGAGGAGACGGAUCUUUCACGGUGGUUGCAGACGCUGCAAAUGGAGGCGUGUAGAAUUCAGGCAGACGACAAUCUUGCCUUAGAAAGCACGUCCGAUUGUAACUAUAGCGUUGACAGCGCGCUCAGUGCUAUGUCAAUUGCGUCUAGUCAUACCGACAUUACUGACAAUUACCACACCUUCAGUACUCAUCUUGCCCUUAGCUCAACGUCACAUUCAACAGAUGCUCAGGACUAUGUUCCGGGAAUGUAUGACUUUGCCGGAAGUGACGUCACGGGUCGUCUGGACAGCACAGAAUCAGCAGACGACUGGGACAACUCAAGUCAAAGCUCAACAAAUGAGGCUCCCUACCCUCGUUAUAAUGACGUCACACCCAAACAUGACCCCAGCGUCUCGUAUUUGUGGGGCAAGGACAAGGGGUACCUGUUCCAGGUUAUACGAGCUAAGCUGCGGAAGGGAAGGAGAAGUCGGGGGGAGGGGACGCUGUAUGACCGGGAGGUGUCACGGUUGGAGGGAGGAGGGUCGCUGCUUCUCAUCCACGAUGAUGAUGACACAUUCAGACAAAGACAGGGUCCACUGGAAUUAAAGUCGGGACGCUCCAAGUCGUUUGGCGAUCCCCACACCCCCUGGACAGAUAGCGUCACCCCCGAGGACAAAACCCGAGGGGGUAGAGCAAGACCCCGACCCCUCACUGUAAGAAGACUCCCGGCCGAGGAACUAGGGUCUCCCUCCAUUGCAGGAUAUUUGGAGCGCAAAGGAUUUAUUGGGCAGUGGAUCAGGUACUGGUACAUUGUCAAAGGUGCUUAUCUUUACUGCUAUCUCACCCCCGAAGACCAGGUAACGGUCGAUAUCACCUAUCUCCAUGGUUACCAAGUGACGUCACUCAUUGACCAGUUCCGAGGGAAGAGAUUCGUCACACAUUUAUCACACGAGAAUUACAUUCCUAUUGUCCUGUCUUUUGAAUCACGUGACGAGAUGGAGCAAUGGUCAGAUGCGCUGCAGGAAGCUGCGCAGCUACCGGAAGAGGAAAGUAGCGAAGAAACAGAACAAGAAAACCAAGUGAGCCAGGAUGAGGGUAGCUAUACCCGUACCAGCGUCAAACAAAAGCUGUUGGCCGAGGUGCUGCGUCAGAAGGAAGAGCUGGAGAAGAAACAAGCAGCGAGACGCAUGGCAACCCAGAGCGAAGGUCCUUGUCGCCGUAGUGGCGUAGUCAACCAGACGUUGUCGUCACAGACGCCGGGGAAGUUGACAGGGGAGGAACACAUCAGCACCGUGACCAGACUGAAACAACGUCGACUGUCCACGCAGAUCAAGAUGGAGGCCAUACAGAGGCAGCUUGGAGAUGGGGGCAAAAACGGACAGAAGAAAUCUUUGUUUAAAAUCGGGAAGAAGAAAUCCCAGGACGACAAGAAUCCUCAGUUGGUGGAACAGCUGAAGGAGCUGUCGACGACGUUGAAGGAGAUUGACAUCAACCUCAACCACGAGGGCGUUCACACCAACAACAACAUCAAGUCGGCCAAACUCGGCUUCCACAAAGUCCCGACUGAAAGUGAUCUCUUGAAGAAGGGGGAUUCCUUUGAAUCCGACGAACAGGCCGUCCAACGAAGCAACAGCCUCAAGGCGAGCGUCCAGAGAUUAGCGCACAGGACCUUUGCUAAAGCCGGGUGGAGGAAGAACGCCCGCAAAAGCCAGAGUCUACACAUUGACGACUACAACCCGGAUGACCCCGAGCUCAGCCCUGCGAACCAGAGCCAAGAAAUGAUAGACUUGACAACUCAUACGGCAGACAUUAUUUCGUCCAUUAGUUUUUCGUCUUCUGCCGAGUUGACUUCCAUGGCGUCGUCAAGUGACUUCUCCCACCUAGGCUCCCAGGAUCCCGAGAGUCCUCUGUCAGGGCGAUCCACCCCCGCGUCCUCCUAUUCCCCUCGCUCCCCUCGCUCCCCCCGCUCUCCCUCCUCCCCGAGGGUGACAAGCUUCCCGGCUUCACCCCCUGUGGCCCGCCUCUCCCCUCGGGACAGAGGGUUGUCUGCUGCGCGAGCCGAGAUGAUGACACGGUCCUACAGUGCAGGGCCGACCUUGUCGACGUCGUCGUUGUCGUUUGAAGGCGAACCCAGCUCCCCACGACGAGAGGUCAACCCUAGCAUCAUGGCGGAGAUUGAUGCAUUCGAAGAACUGACUAGACAAGUGUUGGGACAGAAGUCAGCGUUGACGUCACACUGACGUUCUGUUCUGACGUCAUUGAAUUGUCAGUGUGUGGGCAGUGGAUAUAAUGUGCAAAUCUAAGAAAGCUGUGUGGAACUACAUCGGGAAGUUCGACGUCAUUGUGACGUAAGUGUAUUAUGACAUCAGAGAUGCGUGUUCCUGUAGGUCAUCACAAUAUGGCCGAAGAAGAUGGAGGAGCGAGGACUUCGAAGUAGCAUGAGCGUAUUGAGAAUGACUGUAGGGUGAACGAAUCCAUGAGAUCGGAAGUGACCCGCUGGUGCGUGAACUCUGUCACAGGUCAUGGCUGUCUUGUCCGAGAAUUACAAUUGCGGAUUUGCAUGUGCAAGCAGUGAUGUGGGGAUCUGGAUCAUGUGACGUAUCGCGUCACUGCCAAUUUUGCAGUAUUCGUCGGUGCAAUAAAUUAUGUUUAUUUU